This is a messenger RNA of Rhinopithecus roxellana (golden snub-nosed monkey), 909 nucleotides long. RefSeq names its product olfactory receptor 4A5-like. Gene Ontology annotation, cellular component: membrane. Gene Ontology annotation, biological process: G protein-coupled receptor signaling pathway. Lineage: Eukaryota; Metazoa; Chordata; Mammalia; Primates; Cercopithecidae. Gene Ontology annotation, molecular function: olfactory receptor activity; G protein-coupled receptor activity. The record is from RefSeq and is a predicted model, not a curated record.
AUGCAACCGAGUAACAGUGUUACAGAAUUUGUCCUCCUGGGCCUCUCUCAGGAUCCUGAUGUGGAAAAAGCAUUAUUUGUCAUGUUUUUACUCACAUACAAUGUGACUAUGGUGGGGAGCCUGCUCAUUGUGGUGACUGUUAUUGCCAUCCCCUCCUUGAGCUCCCCAAUGUAUUUCUUCCUUGCCUGCCUGUCAUUUAUCGAUGCUGUAUAUUCCACUUCCUUUUCCCCUAAGUUGAUGAUAGACUUACUCUGUGGUAAAAAGACUAUUUCCUUCCCAGCUUGUGUGGGCCAGCUAUUUAUAAACCACCUAUUUGGUGGUGUUGAGGUCUUUCUUUUGGUGGGUAUGGCCUGUGAUCACUACAUGGCCGUCUGUAAGCCACUGCGCUAUUUGACCAUCGUGAAUCGGCAGAUUUGCAUCCUUCUGUGGGUAGUGGCCAUGACUGGAGGUUUUUUGCAUUCUGUGUUUCAAAUUGUUGUUGUGUGCAGUCUCCCUUUCUGUGGCCCCAAUGUCAUUGACCGCUUUGUCUGCGACAUGUACCCAUUGUUGGAACUGGCGUGCACUGACACCUACUUUAUAGGCCUCACUGUGAUUGCCAGUGGUGGAGCAACCUGUAUGGUCAUCUUCACCCUUCUACUAAUCUCCUAUGGUGUCAUCCUAAACUCCCUUAAAACUUACAGUCGGGAAGGAAGGCGUAAAUCCCUGUCUACCUGCAUCCACAUUACUGUGGUUGUCCUCUUUUUUGUUCCCUGUAUUUUCAUGUAUGUUAGACCUGUUUCCAACUUUCCUAUUGAUAAAUUCAUGACUGUGUUUUAUACAGUUGUCACACCCAUGUUGAAUCCAUUAACAUACACACUGAGAAAUUUACAGAUGAGAAUUGCUAUGAAAAAACUCUGUGUAAAAACUUAA